GGCCUCCCGCGGGCCUCUCCGGCUGAGGCGGCGGUUGGGGCGAUGGCGGCGGCGGUGCUGGCCCGCUGGGAGGUGGUGGGGAAGGCCGGCCGGAGGGGCGCCGCCGGAGGAGGCAGAGGAGGAGGAGGAGGCCCCUCGGGGCGGAAGGCGCUGGGCGGUGAGUGCGGCGUCGAGCCUCCCGGGCCCGCGGCAGGCGACCCUCACCGAGGGCUGGGCUGAGCUCGAAAGGCCCAGGGGGCCUCGGUCUCCACCCCGGACACCGGGGUCCCUCUCCCGAGGGCCUUCUGGGGAUUCCCUCCCUGCCAGAAGUGAGGUCACAGGGAACCAGACACAGGGCCUUCUCGGUGGUGGCGCCCGCCCUGUGGAACGCCCUCCCACCCGAUGUCAAGGAGACAAACAACUAUCUGACUUUUAGAAGGCAUCUGAAGGCAGCCCUGCUCAGGGAAGCUUUUAAUGUUUCAUAGGUUAUUGUAUUUUAAUAUUCUGUUGGAAGCCGCCCAGAGUGGCCGGGGAAACCCAGACAGAUGGGUGGCGUAUAAAUAACAAAUCUAUUAUUAUUAUUAUUAUUAUUAUUAUUAGUGCUGACCUUUAAAGCCCUAAACGGCCUCGGCCCAGUAGACCUGAAGGAGCGUCUCCACCCCCAUCUUUCUGCCCGGACACUGAGGUCCAGCGCCGAGGGCCUUCUGGGGAUUCCCUCCCUGCGAGAAGUGAGCUUACAGGGAACCAGACACAGGGCCUUCUUGGUAGUGGCACCCGCCCUGUGGAACGCCCUCCCACCAGAUGUCAAGGAAAUAAGCAGCUAUCGUCUCUUUAAAAGACAUCUGAAGGCAGCCCUGUUGAGAGAAGCUUUAAAUGUUUGAUGUAUUACUGUAUUUUAAUAUUCGGUUGGAAGCCGCCCAGAGUGGCUGGGGAAGCCCAGCCAGAUGGGCGGGGUAUAAAUAACAAAUUUAUUAUUACAAUUAUUAUUAUUGGUGCUGACCUUUAAAGCCCUAAAUGGCCUCGGCCCAGUAGACCCGAAGGAGCGUCUCCACCUCCCUGGACACUGAGGUCGAGUGCCGAGGGCCUUCUGGCGGUUCCCUCAUUGCGAGAAGUGAGGUUACAGGGAACCAGGCAGAGGGCCUUCUCGGUGGUGGCACCCGCCCUGUGGAACUCCCUCCCACCAGAUGUCAAAGAGAUAAAUAGCUAUCUUAUCUUUAAAAGACACCUGAAGGCAGCCCGGUUUAGGGAAGUUUUUAAUAUUUAAUGCUGUAUUGUUUUUAACACUCGAUUGGAAGCCGCCCAGAGUGGCUGGGGAAACUCAGCCAGACGGCGUGGUAUAAAUAAUAAAUUAUUAUUAUUAUAAUACCCCAGGGUGGGGGGGCGGCUGCGUGUUCGGCCUGUGACGGCUCUCUCUGCUCUGGGCCCUCAGCUCCCUCGGCCGUGCCGGAGAGCCUCCUGGAGCUGCGCCUGGACAAGGCAGCGGCGGCAUCUGGACGGCGGCGGCAGCAGAGCAAAGAUGAUGUUCCGCCUCCUCCGCCGGGGCAGCCGGCGUCCAGAAAGGCCCCGGCCGGCGGCGGCAAGAGCAGCAAGAAGGCUCCGCCCAGCGGGGACCCGGCGCCCAAGCAGGGCCGCUUCCGCAGCCUGGAGGACGCGCUCAAGGCGGUGAGUGACUGGCAGGAAGGGGACUUUGUGGGUGCUGCUGCCUGCCUGGGACGGCAGCUGCAGAGAAGCCCCGGGAGGUCACGGGGGACCAGAGGGGGGCAGGACAAGCUGCACCGGCUGGGCAAGGGGCCCCCAGCCUCCUUCCUUAACCUCUUCUCUGCCCCUGGUGAGGUCUGCCUAGGGCAGACAUAGGCAACCUCGGCCCUCCAGAUAUUUUGGGACUACAACUCCCAUCAUCCCUGGCUAGCAGGACCAGUGGUCAGGGAUGAUGGGAAUUGUAGUCCCAAAACAUCUGGAGGGCUGAGGUUGCCUAUGCCUGGACUAGGGUGAGGCAGGUGGAGAUGCUCCUGCUCCAUCCAUCUGGGCCGGCGGGGCUGUUCUGCGCCAGGGCUUCUUCUCCUGCAGUGCCCACCCCAUCGUUUAAAUACUGUGCGAUAUCUUGAUUUGUCAGCUGCCUUUAGUUUCUUUUGAUGAGGAGGCAGGCCAUCAUUCCAUAAAAGUAUCCAGAAUUGCUAUGCUGGCUGUUUCACCUAGCUAGAGAAAGGAACUUUAGAAGAAACCACGAGUUGUCAAUGCGUGCAUAAAGGUCUCCUCCUCAUCCCAUGUAUCUAGGACUGUUCUUUGAACCAUUUCCAUGAAGGGACUGUGCCUUUCGCCAGCCUUUGCAUUGAUGCUGGUGUCUACCUCAUGCACAGCCUUUAGCUUCAGAAUAAAUAGUAAUAGUCUAAAAAGGCAACUCGUGUAUUUUUUUUAUUUUGGAGGAGGGAGUCCUAAACUUUGCCUUCCUUAAUAUACAAGCUGGAAAUGUGUUGCCUCCUUCCUGUGUCUCUUCCUAGAAUUUGGAAGGUGAAGUACAGAAAAUGCGUCUCUUGUUCACGUAGACUAGGGACCAGCUUUAAGCUGCUGAAGGAAGGAAGGAAGGAAGGAAGGAAGGAAGGAAGGAAGGAAGCUGUGCUCUAGGGACUCACUGCCUCCCUCUCCCCACUUGCCUAGGGGAGGGGGCAAGCAGCUGACAGUCCUUCUGAACAUUUAAUGGGCUCUCCACUUGGCGCAUGGAUGGCAUGCUGGAGAAAGAGCCUUUGGCUGAACAGUCAAGGAACCAGCAGUAGAGCAGUUCUCCUGCAUGCUGAAAGUUUAAUCCCUGACACCUCAAGCUAAAUGAUCAGGUGCUCUGUGAUGUCAAACAUCUUUCUCUGCCCAAGACUCUGGAGAGCCACUGCCAAAGAGGCCAGAUGGACAGACAGGAUAAGACAGCUUCCCCUUUCCCUUGGGGGCCAGUGGAGUUGAGGUGAGACUCCUUGGCUGAGGGGCAGCCACUUCCGUUUGUGGAAUAGGUUCACUUAGAGAGUGGUUCCAGAAACAGCCCAAAUGUGCCCUGCUAAGGUGGGGAGUGGGGGGGUCUUCCCUUUGCAGCAGCUCAGCUAACUCUCCCCCCCCCCCAGCUUGAUUUGUCAGAACUCCAGAAGGAGCUGGACAAAAGCUUGAGCAUGUUCCCCGAGAAUCCUUCUGUGUGGGUCAAAGACCUGGCUGGAUAUCUGAACUACAAGCUGCAAGCUCCAAAGAGCGACCCCACCCUCAGCCAGCACCCUCAUGGUAAGUGUUGCCUUGGAAAGUGCCUUUCUAUCAAUUGUGUGUGUGCUAGAGAGAGAGAGAGGCCAUUUUGCUCGCUUGAACACCCAGAGCACCUGUCCUGCUGUGGGCUUGGUUUGUGGCCUUGGCAGCUGCUUGCACAACAUUCAGACUUUCUAGUUCAGUGAUCGCAGAGGGAGAAACGUGAGUAAGCUCCUGUCAGCAAGAUUUUGAAUUCUGCAGUUAGAAAACCUCACGCGUGUAAAUUGGGUGGGAAAUUGCCAGCAUUUGAAUGCUGCAUGGAUUUGUAUGGUUUUGCUAGGAAUAUUGUUCUUCAGAAUUUGGAAAGUUGUUCUCUGUUUUUGGAGGACUGCAGAAACAAAAGUAAUACCUGACAUUUUUGUGCAGCUGUGACACCAGCGGCAGAAUUUUUGCAGCCAAGGAGAGGGUUGUGUGGGUUGUAACCCCUGGAAUUCUAAACCAGAGUCUCACUUCUUCAUAUGCCUGGAAAUACACUGGUGGUUUCUUUCUUACUCCUUUUAGAAGAAGAUAAAAUUCUCAGGGUUGCAGCCUUUUUUGUCCUCCUGGAUGAGGAAUGUGGGCUUCACUGCCUGGUUUGGCCUGGGCAGGGAAAAGCCCAGGAGAGAGGGGCGAGGUCUCCUCCCAGCCAUUCCCUCUGAGCUUGUGCUUAGAGAAGCAAGUCUCAUAACCACGGCAUGUUCAGUUUCUGCUCGGAAUGCCUUUCUUGACCUUUUCUGACCCAAGGGAGGGUGAAAAGCAGCUCCUCUCUUUCCUGCCAAUAUGCCAAGUAGCUGGAAGCCAAGCAGGGGCGUUAUGGGCAGAGUCUGCUGCUUGGGCUUGGGAAGGAUGUCAGGUGCCGAAUGCUCCCGGCGUGGCUGCACAAUGCUGCCUUUGUCUUCAGCGUUUCCUGAAUGUGGCGUUUGGCAGCAGGGCAGAGGCCAGAAGAUCCAAAGAUGCUCUUCCCGACUCCACAGGGACGUGGAUGCUGGGAGUUAAUGAGAAGAGGCUGGCUUUGGCAGUUGGGCAGUAUCCUGGGCCGGGGUCUUGCAGACUUUGGUGCUUGCUUAUUUCCUUUUCAGUCCAAGAGCUCUUAUACUUGUCCUCCUGAUCAGGAUGCAUCUCUGCUCCAAAACCCAGGAGCCCUUGACAGACUCACCAAUAUUUGAAUUGUGGUCGACUCUUGAGCUCUGGCGAGGUGGCUUCAGCAUUGGCUUCUGGCAUUGCGCUGGUGAAGAAGCAGCUGUGCCUGGUUUGGUUCUCGUAGGGCAGGCCAGUCACCUCUGCACAGUUCUCUCCACGUUAUCCUUGUGCUGCCAAGGUAGAAUUCUGAACUGGGGCUCCCCGAGAGUCUGCCCAAGCCGUAGUUUUGGGCUGCUGUGCUGUUUAGGGAUGUGGCUUCCCUCCUGUGCUUUACUCAUGGGAAAGUUGUUGCACCAGUGAGGGCUAACGAAAGCCAGCCCUUCCUUCACACUGCCACCUUACUUUUGGCUGCAGACUAUCCCUACUGCCUUGUGAACAAAGAGCUGAGGAGCACCAUCAAGUCCUUGCUGUCGAAAUCGGCGGGUGUCCUGGAGCUUUUCUUUGACCACUGUAUUUACACAAUGUUGCAAGAGCUGGACAAGACUCCUGGUGAGUGUGACGUGCAGCCCAGUAAACCAGCCGUUGGGUCAAAGGUUCUGCCACACGCGCUCCCUUGAGGGCAGAGAGCAGUUGAGGGAAACUACAGCCAUACCUCUUGUUGGGUUUGCUUAAUGUUGUGGCUUUUUGGGUUGUGAACACGGCAAACCCAGAAGUGUAUACUUCUGGGUUUCACCGCACGCGCAGAAGUGUUCUGUGCGCUUCGCACAUGCGCAGAAGCGCUCUAUUGCGCUCUUUGCGCAGAAGCGCCGCAUCCUGGAACGGAUUGUGUCCGCAACUAGAGGUACCACUGUAUUUGUACUCAGGGCCCUGGUGGGUGUUGCAUGUACCUCAAGGCAGUUUAUGUGCUGGAAGUGGCACUAAAAGUGACCAGGGCUGCCCACUGAGGUUGUGAACAAACCUGAUUUCACACCCACCUAAUUCUUAAUGCUGUUACCCUAAAGGGUGCAAGGAGGUGAAAAGCCUCUGGUGAAGCUGUGACUUUUGUGGUGAGGUACUGAAAGAUGGGGAGCAGCAGGGCAGAGGCGUGUGGGGUGGAGACCUGAGGGGACCCCAAGGGGGAAAGAGGUGCCAGCUGUGAUACCUGCGUUGUAGGGGGUUGGACUAGAUGACGUGAGGUCCCAACCCUGCAGUUCUGUGCUCUGGCUCCAUGGGCCAGCAAGAGAAUUGGGUGAGAGGCAGCAAAUUAAAGUCAGAGCUACAUUAGUGAACAAGCAUGGUGCUGGCUGUGUUCUUAUAGGGGACUUCAAGAGGGGAUUGGGCCAUUUCCUGGAAGAGGAUUGGGGGCCACAGCAAGGACUAUGGGCUCUAAAGCUUCUGCCACUCUAUAUUGUAUUGAGUAAAGCAGGACACCGGGGGACACGCAUGCCUGGGUGGGCUUCUGUUUCUCUCCUCCCGCUCUGAUCCCACAGCAGCCGCAUAGAUUUGCCAGGAGCCCAGUGUGCGAUGGAGUCUGCGGUGCGCAAGGGCUCUGGGCUCCAGGCUAAAACGCCCAACCUGAAGGGCCCUCACAGUCUUCCUCGCCAUCCUUGUCUUCCAGGGGACUCCCUGCACGGCUACAGGAUCUGCAUUCAGGCCAUGCUGAUGGACAGGCCUAAAGUUGCCACCAUGAACUUGAGCAAGGUGGGUAGCUGCAGUUGCCCCGUCCAACCUGGAGAGGCAGCCUCUGUCCCUCUCCAAGGUGCCCAGGUUUCCCAGAGUUCCUGGUAUAUUUUACUGAGACAGGUAGCAAAAGUGAAAGCUAUCAUCUGCGGAAUUGGAAAGCAUACUCUUGCCCUGCAUGCGCAUGAAACAGGGCCCCUCCCUCCCCGACCCUCUUUUCUCUGUGCUGGGAGUCCCAGCUUCAGUCCCUCACAUCUCAUAUCCCAGAGAAGUCAGGAGCUGAUGUUCUGCACUAGAGGGCUCCAGCUGCUUGCGAGGGAGCAUUGUUGCUUUGGCCCUCUUUCCCACUGGGCUCUGUGCCGAGAGUUAAUCCUGCCGUCUUUCCCUUUUCCACUUCAGUAUCUUGAGCUGCUGAGCUCCCAUCAAAGCCGUCCGGCCAAAUGUCUCACGAUCAUGUGGGCCUUGGGUCAAGCUGGAUUUACUGAUCUUACAGAAGGACUUAAAGGUGAGGAUGGCGGCAACUUUUUUUUAAAAAUGUAUAUGAUGAUAAACACUUUGGAAUAUUUUUGGAGACUUAAUAAAAAUGAUAUGGGGGGGAAAGGGCUGAUCAGGAGCUAGAAGGAGCUGCUCCAGCCCGUUGAAUGGUGAUGCCCUCUUCUCACCCUGCCCCAGACCCUCUGGUGGCGUGGCUCAAGAGCAUGUUGUGUGGCCUGAAGGCACAUGGAGUAUCUGCCUUUCUGAAGCUCAGCAGCCCUGAGCUCCAGCCUAGAACGAAGGUAUGGGCAGAAAUGUAAUGGUGUUGCUCUCCCAACUCUUUUCUCCACAGUGUGGCUCGGCAUUAUGUUCCCUGUUCUGGGAAUCAAAUCUCUCUCCCCGUACGCCAUUGCCUACCUGGAUCGGCUGCUGUUGUGAGUUGCCAUGUCCUUGUUUGUUUAUUCAGCAUGAUUCCAAGGCCCCCCCCUGUGCUAUUUGACAUCUCUCUGAAGCCUCUGGGAACUGUCGUAGGGAGAUUUGGAGCAAAGUGUCCUCAAUAUGCAGAUAACACUCAGCUCUAUCUCUCGGUUCCAUCAAAAUGAGGAGAGGCAGUUAAGGAGUCAGAGCAGUGCUUGGAGGUUCAGAUGGGUGUGGGCCAAUAAACUGCUGCUGGAUCCCAAAAGGCAGCUGUGCUGUAUGCCCUGGGUUCUCAUGUCCGGGAGGGGCAGCCUGGGGUGCUCCUGGGCUCAACAGCAAGAGGAAGUCAGCCAGGGAUGGUGGGCACAAACAGGGCAGGUUUGGUUUUCCUGCAGUAUAGCCCUUCGAGGUAGGCCUGUGGAGGCCCUUGUUCCAGCACGGGGAGCGGAGGCGGAGUUUGUAAUGAAGUGGGAGUGGCUUUCCCCAGCUGACAGGCAUUGCUUUUUCCUUGGCAGGAUGCAUCCCAACUUGACCAAAGGCUUUGGUAUGAUAGGACCCAAAGACUUCUUCCCUCUCAUGGACUUUGCCUUCAUGCCCAACAACUCUCUAUCCCCCAGGUAUGACACCUAAAGGGAGACCGGCUCACAGUGCAUGGAUGGGAAGAGUUAGAGCCCCUUUCAAAUUGACGCUUCUGGUGUUCAAUUUUGUUAUUUUAAUAGCUUUCAAAUUGACGCCUCUAAUUUACACAACGGGUUACUGAACUGUUACAAGCCAAAUUUAAAAUAAAAUGUUGAACUCAGGCCCCCAGCAGUAACCGUACAAGCCGUGCAUUUCUUCCAGAGGAUGCAAAUGUAUUCGCUGUAUAGUUUAGGGCAGUAUUAACAGAUACAACUAUUUAUAUAAAAUCCAGGCAGAACUGUGUGUGCACAUGUAAAAAUGCAGCAGUUUGUAUGCAGCCAACGUUCUUUCUCCCCAGCCUGCAGGAGCAGCUUCGCCAGUUGUAUCCCCGCCUGAAAGUCCUGGCCUUUGGGGCUAAGCCUGAGACCACCCUGCACACCUACUUCCCUUCCUUUCUCUCCAGAGCCCUGCCCAGCUGCCCCCUUGAUAUGCAGAAAGAGGUGAGGAGGGGGCAGAAGGGGGGGACUGGCCUUCCUCAAGCAUCUAGUGGGGCUGCCACAUUUAGACAACAACUGAGCUAGACUGAGGAGUUUAAAACCUCUGGAUGAAAAGGUUCCCCCAGUUUGUUGAGUCGGAGGAUCUAUUUUGUGCCUUAAUUCCCUCCAGUGCCAAACCCAUGGGUGGCAGUUCUUCUGAUAAACUGGGCGUCUCUCUCUCUCUGAAAUAGGAGGGGAUGUCUGCUGGGCCCUCCUUGGGAGGCUCAGCCCCAGGGUUUUCCUGGCUCUUCUGGCUUCCAGUUCCCUUUCUCUCCCCCUUGCUUGGCUGCCAAAGUGUGGGUAGGAAUCCAGGCAGACUGGAAAGGUGCAGGACCCUCCCUCAGCCCCCGAGAAACUGGAAUGCAAGCAAACUAGUUUUGUUUGUCGCUAAUGUGGCAACCUUGAAUUUCCCAUCUCUUCUGGAGGAAUUAAAUGUCUAUUAAUGAUCUAAAAACAAGGAAAACAUGUUUUAGCUUGGGAACCAUGGCUAUUGUUUAGGUGCAAAUAUUUGCAAAUAUAAUUGAUUGGCAUCCAUGCGGUUGACUACAGCUGCUUUUAACAGGGCCACAGUAUCAUUGAAUCAGAGCCCAGGCAGUUCAAGGCAGGUGCUUACGACUUGGCGUUAGGUGCAUUGCCGACUCUGGCUGUGUCUUGGGCAGACAGAGGUGCCAGGGAUGGAAGCUGGAGCAUUUUGCGUGCUAUGCAGGUGCGAGUGAAGAAUGGCUCUCUACCUCUCUCUCUGCUGCAGAGACAGGUGUGCAGCAGCCAAAUGAUGCUUUCAGAUAGACACACACUGUGGCACCCACCCGCCCUGCUUUGAACUAUAGCCUCCUUUCUCUCUGUCUGGAACCGUUAGAUGGGGAGGAACCUCCUUGGGCCUCCUAAUGCAGCUCUGAGAGCCAGAAUAGGAAGGAGAGCUCACCCCAAAGGCGGCAUGAAGCCAGUUCCAGAAAGAGGGGAGGGAAGGCACCCCUUCCUGACCCCAUCUGGGAUCAAUAAGUGGGGCUCCAGGAAUGUCAUAAAUCUGUCGCGCUAUCUUGAAGUCUUCAGUCCUGUGGCUGCUGCUGCUGUUUGGCCAUUAGACUCCUGGGACCAAUUCUGCUUUCGUCCCGUACAGCUGCUCAACUGCCUGGCCGAAGGCCUCCGCCUGGACCCCCUCAGCUUCAAUGUCUGGAGGCAGCUGUACAUCAAGCACCUCCCACAGUCAAGGUGAGACUCAGCAGGGAUGCUUCCCCACUGCAUGCCCUGCUUGACAGUUUGGAAACCUGCAGGAUACCAAUCCUGCUUACAGUCGUGGUGGUUGAACAUCCGCUUGAACUUCUUGGAAAGGCUGUGCUUCGAGCCCUCGUGGUUGCUAAAAUGACGCAAAGUCCGCCUGGGAGCGGAGGAGCCUCCCCUGCUUCGCAGGGAGAGCAGUGGGGUCUCUCUCUUUGGGAAGGUGCAUGCAACAAUGAGCCAGUGUGGUGUAGUGGUUAAGAGUGGUAGUCUCGUAAUCUGGUGAACGGGGUUCGCUUCCCCGCUCCUCCACCUGCAGCUGCUGGGUGACCUUGGGCCAGUCACACUUCUCUGAAGUCUCUCAGCCCCACUCACCUCACAGAGUGUUUGUUGUGGGGCAGGAAGGGAAAGGAGAAUGUUAGCCGCUUUGAGACUCCCUAGGGUAGUGAGAAAGCGGGAUAUCAAAUCCAAACUCAACAAACAAGCCAGGCUCUGCAGAGAUCCUUGAGCUGAUGCCUUUGCUUUCUUUUCCCAGCCUGCUCCUGAAUCACUUUGUGCAGACCUGGGACAGCACUUCCAAAAAGGUUUGUGGCUCCUGCUCUUUGGACUGCCUCUUGCUUGAAGCAGUAGUUUGUGCGCUAGGGACAGACAACACGGAUGAAUUAAUGGCCUGUCUGUCUAGUCCAGGCCAAAGCAGGCCAGUGCUAGGCAGCAGUCCAUCCCAAAAGGCUGCUCCAUUGCUAAGGCUCCGUCGUUCCAGCUCAACACGGCUUGUGCUUCCUGCUAGUUCUGUCUGCUUCUGAGGUUUGCUAUCCCCCAUGAGCUGCAUGGACAGGGUGAGUUUGAACUCUGAAAGGGAUGCUGCUGCUGCUGCUGCUGCCGCCGCCCACAUUCUCCAUAGUUUGCAUCUAGUUCAGAGCAGGGCCUUGGAGGUGCCCAUCUGGCUUGAGUGGGGCUCAGGCAGGGGGGAUUGGAUUUAAAUCAAAUCAGUUUAAAUCACUAAUCAGUAAGACUUGAUUUAAAUCUCUCUUUUUUUACUGAAAGACUCCUUCUCGCUGGUAUAAUCUUAAUAUUUACAACCAGAUGGAGGUUUCAUUUUUGGAAUAAUAAAUUUUCAGAGUAGUUUUUACAAUUCUAUCAAAAAUUAACUGAUUUGGUUAUACUGUUAGACAGAUAAUUAUGAAAUUAUUGUGAGGUUUAAUAAGUUAACUGUUUAUAUUUGGACAACUUUUCUGCUGUACUUUAUUGGAAGGAGAAAAACAAUCAUUUCCUUAAUAACAAUUUAAACAAUUUAGUUAACUAAAACAAGAACAUUAUAGCAUCUGUAUCCAUGUUUGUUAACUGAUAUGGUUAAACAAUUAAAAAAAAACUUAGACUGAGUUUUAGCACACAUGAAAAACUUAAAACAAAUCCUUUGAAUAGCCUUUGGACUCAAAUUUUUCCUCCAAAAGCAUUUUAUUUUAAAAAUCUGAUUUAAAUAAAAAAAUUGCUUUAAAAACCAUUGAUUUUUAUCCACCCUGGGCUCAAGGGUGGGGUGCACAGAGGCAAGGCCCCUGACAGGGGACUGGGGAGGGCAGCAAAGCACCUGGCUGUCUGGCCCUUCAGCCCCCACCCCCAUUCCUGCUGCUUCUGUAGGGUUGCAACCAUCCCGGUGUGGUCCAAGGUUCACCUGUGGCUUUGUGAUGGUGUUUGUGGACCGUUUCUCUUCCAGAUGCGGAAAUCUUUACAGGAAACAGUUCAUUCGUUCAAAGUCACAAACAAGGAACUGACCAUGAAAGGACCAAACAGCGAACAGGAUGUUGCAGCUUGCAGAGCUGCCUGCAAGGUAUUGCUAUUAUUUAUUCAAUUUGUAUACCUCCCUUCAUCUGUAGAUCUUAGAGCAGUUAUAGUAAUAAUAAGAAUUUAUUAUUUAUACGCUGCCCAUCUGGCUGAGUUUCCCCAGCCACUCUGGGCGGCUCCCAAUCAAGUGUUAAAAACAGUACAGCGUUAAAUAUUAAAAACUUCCCUGAACAGGCCUUCAGAUGUCUUUUAAAGAUAAGAUAGCUGCUUAUUUCCUUCACAUCUGAAGGGAGGGUGUUCCACAGGGAACAACAUAGUAUAAAAACACAAAAUACACAAUAAAAACAGGAACAAAAACAAACCCCAAAUCUCCCCUCCCACAAUACAUUUCAAAGGGUGUCUGGUGUUAGUCAGCCAAAGGCCUGGUUAAAAAGGAAUGUUUUUGCCUGGUGUAUAAUGAAGGCACCAGCUGAACGUCCCUGGGGAGAACAUUCCACAAAUGGGAAGCCACUGCAGAAAAGGCCCUUUCUUGUGUUGCUGCCCUCUGGACUUUCCUUGAAGAAAUUACACAAAGAAGGGCCCCACAGGAUGAUCUCAGGAUCCAGCUUGGUUCAUAUGCAGAGAGGCGGUCCUUGAGGUAUUGCUGUCCUGAGCCAUUUAAGACUUUAUAUGUCAAAACGAGCACUUUGAAUUAGCAGCCAGUGCAGUCGGACCAGGAUCGAUGUAAUAUGCUCAAACCGUCUUGCUCUGGUGAGCAACCAAGCCGUCCAAUUCUGCACUAGCUGAAGUUUCUGAACUGUCUUCAGAGGCAGCCCUACGUAUAACACAUUGCAGUAAUCUAACGUAGAGGUUGCCAGGGCAUAGACAACAGAAGUUAGGCUGUCCCUGUCCAGAUGGGGGCACAGCUGGGCCACCGAUGGAAGGCACUCUGGACCACUGAGGCCACCUGAGCCUCAAGCGACAGCAAAGGAUCCAGAAUGAUCUCCAUCCUUGUGGGUGGGUGACCAGGUGGGCUAGCCAUCUGCAUCCCAGAGAUUCUCCUACCUGUUUCCUCUCUUUGUGUUUCCCCUUCAGAACCUGCUGCUGAAAAUGAAAGCCAGUGGCCUUCCUUGGGCUCGGCUGCUGCUGGUCGCCUUGGUAUUCACUGCGGGGUUCCUAAUGCAUGACAUCAGGACUCAUGGCUCCUUUGAAGGUGAGGCCCUGCCCCUGGAGGAAAGGGAGGUGUUGCGUUCCAAAGGCAAGGAAGGAUUGGACCCUGAUUAAUAAAAUACACACGAGGCUUGGCCAGCAAGACUCUGGGAGGCAGGGCGAAUAAUCCUCUGUCACACCCUGGCCCAGGUCCCUUUAUUAACAAAAGAACUUUUAGCGCAGCGCUUGUAAGAACCAAUCAGAUAUCCUCUGAGCAUUUAAAAAACAUCCCCACAUGGGACAAAGUCAGAUCAGAGAAAGCCUUGUAACUACAAAGAAACUAUUUCCUACUUGAGCAUUCAUACAUAGUUCAGAGUAAAUAAAAUAGGAAUCAAGGAGAAAUGUUUUUAGCAAACCCCGGAAGUAAUAAACAGCAGUAAACAGGAAAGGAAGGACAGGUAGUACUUACCAUCUCCUUGUGAACUCUCUUCCUGGCCCUUAAGAUCUACCUAAAGAUCAACAAACUACAUCAAAGUUACAUCAAAGCUACCUCCUAUCUUUAUGGCUCGGGAUGCCUGGUGAAGCAACCAGUCUGUGUUUAGAAUGCUUAUAUGUGCCUGUCAGGCAGAGAAAAUGAACAGUAGAGAAGAUGGGCAGAGAUGCAGAGGCUUAUGGGAUUUAAUCAGAAAUUAUUGUCAAUGAAUCAAGCCCAGUCAAAGCAAUGCUUUCAUUGCUGACACAAUGGCGUGCUCCAUUUUUCAUAACUCCUCAUAGCAAUCCACCUGACCCCCACAGGAGGCACGUGGGAGGGGGCUGCCCCAAAGACACCCCCACUCAGGGGAGCAUGUUGUGUUUUCCAGCUUCUGCCUCGGCUCAGGUGCUCCGCUCUUCCGGCAUCCUCUCCGCAUCCCAGCAAGCCUGGAGCAGAGUUUCCCACUUCUCUGGGGAAGGGUACAGGUCAGUGGUUUGCGCCGGCUCUCUGUCGGCAGGGAGGCUCCCUCCCUUCAAGGGGGACCAGCGCAGACGAGCGCUCUCCCUCUGGGCAGCCCUUGGGAGGGAGCCUGUUGCCUGCGGCUCACCCUGCUCCCGCCCCUUGUUCCUUGCAGCUGGCUGGAAGCAAACAUGCCUCUCUACUACUCUCGCGUGGCCACCGUGCUGGGACCCAACCUGGAGCUGGUCUGGGCGAAGACAAACGAAACGGCCGCCUACAUCUCUGGGAAGUGCUCUGCUCAGCUCACCUGGCUCAGUGACAACCUCCCCAGGUUCAUCGAAUGGGUAAGGGUGGGGCUCGCUGGAGGCAGGGAAGGCCUCUUCUUAAGGGGGUCAGCAGCAGACCAGGCAAGGCAGAGUUCUGUGCAGAGAAUGCACCAAGACAGAUGGUUUCCCCACUUACAGAGGCACAGCCACGCUGUGAACUGUCAAGCGAUGUAUUUGUUUUUUUCUGGUUUUAACCCCUCUAGGCCAUCAACCAUUUAUCUGCUAAGCUGGAGGGUGGGAAAGCCAAUUCACUGGCAAGCACCCUCUGCAUCGGCCCAUUCACCUGGGUCCACAGGCCCCGGUUCUGCUCAUGUGGGUAGUGCCGCUGAGGAAAUACAGCUGCAGCAGUAUCCGCCACUCCAAUGAGUAGCAAGAACAGGCAGAAGCUGUGAGGAGGAGGUGGCAGUGGCAGCGGCAGCUGAAGGCCCUUGACCUGAGCUGCUGGGACUUGUCCCUUUGCAGAGGAGCCAAAUGUUGCUCCCAGUAUUUUCAGAGUCUUUCCCCUUGCCUGCCUUUCUCUUCCCCACCUCAUCCCUGGGUCCUAUUUCCCUGUAAGUGCCUUAGGGAGAUCUGGACCUGUGCUUAUGGUUCCCCAUCUGCUGGUGGCCACCCCAUUCUCUUUGGCAUAUGAAUCAAAAGGAACUGUGGCCUGUCCGUAAUAGAGGAACAGGGAUCUGGGCCCUGCCCGCCCUCUAGCUAGGAGUGUUCCAGUUUCUGGGGUCUGGCCAGCCACAGAUUCUCUGCCUAGCAAGGGCAGGGUUGGCACUUGAGCCUGGCUGAGCCGCCUCGUCUUCCCUGCCAGCUCCAGACCCGGGUUCCAGAUUCUGUGCUGCACGGGGCAGAAUACCUCAAGGAGCUGCUGCUCUUCCUCAUGCGGAACUACUUCCUGCCUGCUGUGGACUACGUUGCUGGGUCGCUGGAGGGGGCCUGGAAACUCUGGGUGGCUUUCUGCGAGUGAGUAUGGUCUGCGCACAGCAUCCUUGGUGCCACACAAAGCAGACAGCAGGGGCUGCUUGACUGCGGAAGAGAAGUAGGAAUAGAAGAACACCGAAUGGGGAGGGGGAACCCACUUCAGGUUCCGGGGGGGGGGGCAUCCAAACUGCUCGGAGACAAAACAAGGCACGUCCAGGAGGCCUCGAAGCAUGCAUGCUCACCCUCUGCUCUCUCCUCCAGUGGCGAAGGGUCCUGGGAGUGCUUGCGGAAACAUGUGACCAGCCUCAGCCAUUCCUCUUGGACGUACCUGCAAGACACCACCGUGGCCAUCAGAGACUGGGCUCUGGCCAUCGUCUCUGGGCACUAGUCGAGGCCCAGGGCUCAGGAGCUGGGCGUGAGGUUUGGGUCACUGCUCUCCCAUUGCUGCUGGCAGCAGGAUGUGCCAACUCACUGUUCCGCGGGCAGGCCACAAAGCGAGGGGCAGCCUCCACCUCUGACUUGCCGCUGACGCCCAGGAGGCCGGAAGCCUCCCAGCUCCCCACCCACUGUGCGGUUGUUCUUUGUCUCCACUCCAGCCUUGCUGAAAAAGCCAGUUGUCUGCUGUCCAUUUGAUGGACUGCACCGGGCGGGAGGCAGCAAUGCACACCCAGGAAGUGCCCCUCCGUCCGUCGGUGGGCAAGCACUUUCUGUAUCCUACGUUCAGUGCUGUUACCCCAAAUAAAUAGGUUGCUGGGGCAGUGACCCCCUUCCCCAUCCCUCUGUGCAUGGAGCGCCUGCUGCUACUGCUGCCCUCAGCCUUUUCUCUGCGGCUCCUCCACCUGCCCCAGGCAGCUCAAGCCAGUCUCAAGGGCUGGUGCCUGCCUGGGACCCUGCCUUGCCAGACUCCCACCCAUCGCCCUGUGGCCUGAGCAGAGGCUCUGUGGGCAUUUCCCCGAGCCGUUAAGCUGCCCCCUUCUCUCAGGUGACUGUGAGUCUUCGCCUUUCCCCAAAGAGCUGCCUUUGCCUUAUCGUGGACCCAGGAGGGGAGAGCUCAUGUUAUGCAGCAGGGAGUGCUCAUGACUGCAGGGCCCAGAGAGUAGGAACAGGGCGGAGGGGAGAGAGGGCUGGUUGAUCCCUCAAGUGUAUUCUGUGAGCUGUGACGAGGGGCUGUCACUUCUCUUGCAAGUUCCAUAAAGAAGAACUCUGCCACCUCCAGGCUUGAAGGAAAACUAGCUUAGUUGGGGUCCGUCUUUUGCCUUCUGUAAUGUCCACUCCUUGGUCUCUUCCCAGGGCCUGUGUGUGGCCUUGAAGUCUGUGUUGUGACCCUGUUCCCAGCAUGCCCUGAAUCCCUUGAGUUGCCCUCCUCUCUCCCAGCCAGGCAUAAGUGGGAAAUAGUGGGUCAGAAGCAGCAGCUCCUUCUCACCAGGUGCUGCGUCAGUUGCCAGGCCCAUGUGGGGACUUUGGAUCUGGCUGCUUUGCCCCAAUUACAUUUCUCUCCUGCAGCCAGACUUCCAGAGGUGAUGGGACCCUGUCAUGACAAUGGUGUGUGGCUUUUGUCAUGUGCAAUAAAGGAAAUAUCUUUGGUUACA
This is a messenger RNA of Podarcis lilfordi (Lilford's wall lizard), 15895 nucleotides long. NCBI's taxonomy places the organism in Eukaryota, Metazoa, Chordata, Lepidosauria, Squamata, Lacertidae. The record is from the annotation of a GenBank genome assembly.